AGCCUAGUAUGGAGAGAACCGAGUAAAGAGAAUGUGGGAGAAACAUUCGUCUUACUAGUCCACGGAAUAUGCUGUGGAGCCUCAUCUGGAUUGUUUCUUGGCUCCGCAAGCCUGGCUACUGUCUGUAGCAGUUUGACAAAGAGUGACUGGUGAAUAUGAGCCUUGCUGGGACAGUAGCUGCUUGCAUUCGUCUUUGUUACAGACAGUGUUGCAACAUGCCUGAACACGUAAGUACACUAGAAAUGUUUUGUGUGUGCAGUGCGUAUGCGUGUUGCCACUGCUAGCAGAGUGGUAUCACUGUAGCGGGCAGCCUGGCUGAACGCAGGAUGACCCGUGUCCCCCGAGGCUUCAAACCACUACAUCAUCAUCAGUCCAUCCUCACAGUGGAACAGAUGAGGUUUCAGUCAUCAGGCACCGAGCAGGAACCAAGGUGCUGAUAUGUGCUGAAGAUGAGUGGCGUAGGAGACAACUCAUUGGAGCCACUGUGCUCUGACCGCAAACGUAAACUGUCUACAUGUGACACACCGGGCUUAGGGUGUGACAAACGUCGCAGGGAGCAGGAGAGUAAGUACAUUGAGGAGUUGGCUGAGCUCAUCUCUGCUAACCUCUCAAACAUCGACAGCUUCAACGUCAAGCCUGACAAAUGCGCCAUCCUCAAGGAGACCGUGAGACAGAUCCGCCAAAUUAAAGAGCAAGGAAAAAGCUCUUGCAGUGAUGAUGAUGUCCAGAAGGCAGAUGUGUCCUCCACUGGUCAAGGGGUCAUUGACAAAGACCAUCUGGGACCACUGCUCUUGCAGGCUUUGGAUGGUUUUCUGUUUGUGGUGAACCGAGAGGGCAGCAUUGUGUUUGUGUCGGACAAUGUGACCCAGUACCUGCAGUACAAACAGGAAGAGCUAAUAAACACUAGUGUUUACAACAUCAUCCACGAUGAGGACAAGGAGGUGUUUCACAAAAAUCUUCCCAAGUCCAAUGCACCAAAUGGAGCAUCAUGGGGAGCGGAGGCAUCUCGGCAGAAGAGCCACACAUUCACCUGCCGAAUGCUGGUGAACUUUGUCCAUGUUCAGAACCAUGGGUUGCCAGAAGAGAGGCCUGGUGGCCAGCGUUACGAGAGCAUGCAGUGCUUUGCCCUCACUCAGCCACGGGCCAUGAUGGAGGAGGGGGAAGAUUUACAGUCAUGUAUGAUCUGUGUGGCGCGACGCAUCACUGCAGUGGAGAGGACAGAGAGGUUUAGCACCCGCCAUGAGCUUUCUGGUAAACUGAUUGAAAUUGAACAGCAGAACACUCUUCACACAACUAUGCGCCCAGGCUGGGAGGACCUAGUGAGGCGUUGCAUGCAGAUGUUCCUCAAUCGCAGCGACGGCCAACCCUGGUCCUAUAAGCGCCACUAUCAAGAUGCUCUCAAUAGUGGCCACGCAGAAACCCCUCUCUAUCGCUUCUCACUCGCUGAUGGGACCUCAGUUACAGCCCAGACAAGAAGUGACCUGUGCAGGAAUUCAAACACCAAUGAAGCACACUUCUUCCUAUCAACACAUUUGCUACAAAGGGAGCAGAAUGGUUACCGUGGAAACCAGGGAGGCAGCAUGCGGCCACAAAACAUGGGUGUUAACAAUCCCAACCAUCAGAUGAACAUGGUCAUGAACCGAGGCUACAACAUGGCUGAACAGGGCAAUGUGCCACAGAGAGGAGUGCCUCCCUACUCAGGGCCCAACCGCAUGAACCAAAUGAAUCCCAUGCAUCAGAUGAAUCAAAUGAAUUCUAUGCAUCAGAUGAAUAACAUGGGUCAAAUGAAUCACAUCAAUCAAAUUAAUUCCAUGCAUCAGAUGAACUCAAUAAACCAAAUGGGGCACAUGAAUCAGAUGGGCCACCAUGGCAUGCAUCAUCAGCAGCAACAACAUCAACAGAUGGGUCAGUUCCAUGGUGCAGGGGGGCCUGGAGGCGGAGGAUAUGGUAUGGGAAUGACCAGUCCUCCCCAGGCCAGUCCAGGGAUUAAUGGCCCACCACACAACGUCAUAGGUUCACCCAGGGUCCGAAGAAGCCCCAAGACCAGUGCCAGCCCCUUCUCUCCCGGUGGUAUGAACUCUCCUAUCAGCUCCAGUCAUCCUGGUAAUUCAGGCAGUGGGGGAGGAGGUGCCACCUUCUCCAGCAGCUCAUUGAAUGCCCUCCAAGCCAUUAGUGAGGGAGUUGGAAAUCCAAUGUCCUCACCACUUACGUCUCCUCCACCCCACAAACCUGACAAUUCUCCAAGCAUCAAUUCCACCAACCAGACAUCAGGGGUAACCUGCAAGCCAGGCCUUCCAGCCUACUCUGACUCAAAAAGCCCUGGAAGUUCACUUGGGGCUGGAGGAGACCAUCUCUCCCAGCAGCACCCACACACACCCACAAGUGAAUGCCCUCCUGACAAGCCUGACAGCCAGGCCAGCAGAGAGGUUGGCUCAUCUGGGGGGGAACCCAAUCGCCGUGUCUCUGACAGCCAGUGUCACAAGAAGCUCCUGCAGCUUCUUACUUCCCCUACAGAUGAGCUGGUGCCACCUAAUCACACACCAGGCUCAGGACCCAGUUCCACACCUGAGUCUAAAGAUGGAACAGCAGGCGUCACCAGCCCUUCCUCCUCAACAGGAGUUUCAUCCUCUACGGGUGGGAAUCAGUGCACUGUGUCGUCAUCUGGUGGAUUGGGACAUUUAGCAAAUCAGUCUUUGCAGGAGAAGCACAAGAUCCUGCACAAACUCCUUCAGAAUGGAAACACCCCUGAUGAUGUGGCUCGCAUCACAGCUGAGGCUACAGGAAAGAGUGGCUUGGAUGCAGGGGCACCAGAGCCUGGGCCUGGAGCACCCGGAGGUGUUCAGUCAAAGCUGGAGCAGCACAGCCCUAAGAAGGAGAAACACCAUGUCCUCCUUCACUACCUCCUCAAUAAGGACGACUCAAAAGAAGGUGGUGACAUUAAACCAAAGCUGGAGGAGCUGGAGGGAAGAGGUGCUCAUGGGCCAGGGGUCAGCAGCUCUGACCCACACUGCAUGGACGGCAAGGUCAAGUUGGAGCCACCUGAUGAGACGGAGACCCUUGAAACUAUUCUCUCAAGAAACAACUCUAGUUUCUAUGCUGAACCAGACUCCAGAGUUGGGAAGGAAGUGGUGAAAAAAACAGGAAAUAUGCCUGAUAGUUUACACAAUGGCGAGAGAGGCCCAAUGCCUCCAUUGCAGCGUGCUGCCUAUCAAAGAGCCUUGUCAAUGGAUUCCAAGCCCAUUGGAGUUGAGGGGAUAGGAGGAGGUGGUCUGGCUAUGAGACGGAACGCCCCUUGCCCCACAUUGGUUAAACAGGAGAACAUGGAUGUUCCAAUCCGACCUGGGACCGUGCCAAAUGGUUUUCCUGGAUCCAUGGGUGUGUGUCCACCACGGGGAAAUUCAAUAAGAGCAAUGGGCAGAGGUAUGGGUAUGCCCCAGCGUCCACCCAUGUCAGGUCCUGCAGAGUGGGGAAUGCCAAGGUCCAACGCCAGCCCUUUGGGUGGACCAGGACACCCAGGCAUUAACCGAGCAGGUCCGCUGGGAGGACACAUGAUUAACCGUUCCAACAGUGUACCUGGGAACAGGUCUAUGCUGCAGCAGCAGCUCAUGGACAUAGGUACUGGCGAAGCCAAUAUGAGUAUGAGUCCAUUUGGUGGACAUGGGCACCCACCUCAGUCCCCCUCCUGGCCAGACUCCAUGGGAAUGGAGAGACCCCAAAGUAACACGAACAGGGACCAAUUCACACAACCUCUGGAAGAGCUGCUGGGGCCCUUGGUAAGCAACGAGGGUCAAAGUGAUGAGCGAGCCCUUUUGGACCAGCUGGACUCUCUGCUCAACACUGCUGACGUCAUUGCUCUGCAGGAAAUAGACAGAGCCCUGGGCAUCCCUGAAAUAGUAGGCCAGGCCCAAGGACCUGAAGGUCAUCAGCAGGGCCCGGAUCAAGGCCAAGGUCAUUGCCCGCCAUCAGAGCCUUUCCCAGGACCAGACUCUUCCAUAGGCAUGGAGCAAAAACCCAUGUAUGGCCAGGGCUACCCAGGACCCCCAGGCCCUCCCUCAGUGGCCAUGCAACCCGGUUAUGGUGGCAACGCAAUGCAAGGCCAGUCUCCCAGAGGUUUUAAUGCCAUGAUGAAUCAGAUGGGUCAAACAGGGGGCUUUCCUGGUAUGGCAGGCAUGGGGCCUAUGGGCAACCCUCGGGCAAACAUGAUGAGACCUCGCAUGGUGCCCAGUAAACCUCUUCGGCUGCAGCUACAACAGAGGCUGCAGGGCCAACAGUUUAUGAACCAGACUCGACAAGGCAUUAAAAUGGAAAAUACACCUGGAGGAAACCCUUCCCUGCGUCCAGGCAUGCAAGCCGGGAUACAACCGAACAUGCAACCUGGAAUGCAGCCAACAGGCAUGGGUGCUCAGCCCGGUUUCCUGAAUGCCCAGAUAGCUCAGCGCAACAGGGAAAUGAUGAUGAGGAGGCAGCGGAUGAUGAUGAUAAUGCAGCAGCAACAACAACAACAACAACAACAGCAGCAGCAGCAACAACAACAACAACAACAACAACAGCAGCAGCAGCAGGGGCCAGGUGGAGCCUUCAGUCCUCCUCCUAAUGUUACUGCACCAGGAAGCAUGGAAACCCCAAUGGGCGGCCCCCCCAUGAGUCAACCUGGACCGCAGAGCUUACACUAUGGAGGUAAUUAUGGUAUGAACCAGCAGGGGGACCCAUCAUUCAUGGCUCCAGUUAACAGCCCAACAGGAAACAUGAUGCAAGGACGAAUGGCAGGUCCUCCUCAAAAUACCAUGAUGCCAGGGAUGCAGGGAAAUUCCCAGGGAGGGCCCAUGUACUCAUCUGGAGAGAUGAAGGGCUGGCCACAGGGUGGCAUGCCACGCAACAACUCAUACCCCCAGCAACAGUUUGCCCAGCAAGGCAACCAAAGCCAGUUUGGACCCAUGAUGAUAAACAACUCUAUGGGUGGACAUGGACCAGUCAGUGGAGCCGGUGCAGGGCAGAUGGGCCAGAUGCCCGGACAAAUGCAGGGCCAGAUGCCAGGGCAGAUGCAAGGACAGAUGCAGGGCCAGAUGGGCAUGAACUCCAUGGUGAUGGGUAGAAUGCCAAUGGGACCUGAUCAGAAGUACUGUUGAGCCUGACAGAGUUUGGAGUGGUCUGGGCAAGGAUCUGCACACGCACGCAGACACAGUAGGUGUUUUCCUGCAAAGAAAACAUGCUGUUCAUCCUGAAUUGUGGGACAGGAACAAGUGCAGCAGUGUUUUUCUGUGUGUUCACAUAAAAAGACCUGGAGCUGUUUGGGCACAGCCCGGCUGCAGAAUGGGACAAUGGUACAACCGGCUGUGGCUGCACUUUAUCUGGAGGUUUUUGUGUGGAACAAAGAUUGAUGCAAUAUUUCCUCAUCAUUACAGCCUUACUAGAGAUUCAAUGCCUUCACAACAAUGGUUUUCUUUUUCUUUUCUAAUUUUUAUUCUUUGGAUGCGCCUCAUUCUUAAAGUCAUUGGAAGCUAUAAGCACAGUUUACUGUUAUGCAGAUUGGAGCAAUAACUCUUGCCUUUAUGCUUUAGACUGUAUCUGAGCAUCAUUACCCCUGUUAUGAGUAAACAAAAGGUACGGCAGUAUUAGAUUUCUGAAAUGCCAUUUGUGAAUAUCAAUUGUAAAUAUUUUACAAAAUAUAUGAAACAUGCUUUUAAAGGCCCAUUAUUGCACAAAGUGUGAGACCUGGUUGUAUUUUUUGUGUCCCAGAGGUCAUUACCAAUUUGGUUGAUUCGCCUUUGUUCUGCCUUUGCAAAUAUUGCAGGCAUGUUUUAAGUUUCCUCCUUUGUCAUUUUCAGAAUGCUCUAUUUUUAUUUCCCAAAAAGUCAUGUAUUUUAUGUUUUAGCGAGGCACUUUUUACUUGUGACAAGGAUCUGACGAGUUCAAGGUUUGAGCUUUUAAUGCGCUCAGUUUUUAUUUUAUUAAAGGUGGUGGAAAUAAUUUCUCUUCAGGGCAGGAGAUGACAACGCAACUUGUAUUGGAUUCUAUGUUUACCUGCCUGCAGUAAAAAUGAAGACAGGAAGACCAUCCGUGGUUUAGGCCUGGAUCUUUGCCCCCCAUUUCUCUCUGCUGAGUGUGUUUUCAUUCACUCCUCCUCCUUUUGACUGUUAUUCUCAACUUGCUGAAUCUACCUUUCCAACAUGCACAAUCCAAAGAUAUUUUUCCACAUCUCUGUAUAGUUUCUGAUGAUUUGUGACGAUGUGUAAAUUUUUUAUGGCAUGUUAUAUUCUUCUGGUGGUAAAUGGGUACAUAUCAUGGAAAUAAAAUAACACGAGAUGGUUAUGUACUGUAGGCGUGAUAAGGCAGUGGCCUCCAUCUGUGUCAGCGUGGGAUGUUAUUAGUGCAGCGAGAAGAGGACUGGAAACCGUCGAUUACACAGCAGAACAUUUUUAAAUCCACAAAAACAAAGUCAAAGCAUGUGUUGCUGUGAAAGAGUGUUACCAAUGGAAGGAAAUCCACUUCAAGACAUAUCAAUAUCUCUCCUACUUUUUAGGAAAAGACUUUGUUUUGUGCAGGUUUGUCACUUCAGGAGAAACGAACAUUUUAGUUUGAAGUGCAAAAGGUCAUUUGGUUUGUUUUUCUUCAGAGGAAUGUUAAGCUGUCAUUUUACAUGAUGUAUAUUACAGAUGGUUUUUUCUGUCGAUGUUCAUAUUGAUGUAAAUACAAAUUUCUAUUUAAGCA
Molecule: messenger RNA, 6708 nt
Organism: Betta splendens (Siamese fighting fish)
Lineage: Eukaryota; Metazoa; Chordata; Actinopteri; Anabantiformes; Osphronemidae
Product: nuclear receptor coactivator 3-like
Exons: 22
Coding region: 450-5126 (1558 amino acids)
Biological process (GO): positive regulation of transcription by RNA polymerase II; cellular response to hormone stimulus
Cellular component (GO): nucleus
Molecular function (GO): nuclear receptor binding; protein dimerization activity
Source: RefSeq, a predicted model, not a curated record